AUGAUCUCCUCCGUCAUCACAUCCGGAGCUGUUUUCCUCAUCUCUCUCUUCCAGGCUCUUCCUAUCGCGGCAUUCCCAGCUGCUUCAAAGAUUGACGGCUAUAGCAUCGGGGAUAUCACCUGGGAGAUCCAGACUUCUCCUGGAGGGCCAGUCGUCAACGUCACGGGGACCGUCCAAGAAGUCAUCAAGUACGCUGAGAAGGUUAACCCAAACUUUCGCUCCGACUUUACCCUUGAUUAG
This is a messenger RNA of Sordaria macrospora k-hell, 240 nucleotides long. RefSeq lists its product as uncharacterized. NCBI's taxonomy places the organism in Eukaryota, Fungi, Ascomycota, Sordariomycetes, Sordariales, Sordariaceae. The record is from RefSeq and is a predicted model, not a curated record.